GCUAAUAGUAUCUGGAAGACCUCAAAAGUAGAGUCUGGGGUCCAGGGCCAAGAAAGGCUAAGAAAAACUUUCUGCAUCCCUAGGUCCUUGCCCUUCCGGGGAACAGCCUGGCCUGAGUGCGCUGGGGCGUGAAGCAGGGUGCCCUGGCUCUGUUGGGAGGCUUCCUUGCCCUGAGUGAGGACUCUUGGGGAGGCGAGGGCCCAGGAGGCAGGGUGCAGGAGAGUCAGGGGAGUGUGAGCUACAGGAGCGGCGGCACUGCUCCGGGGCGGUCUCCACCUCUUCUGGCAAGUUAGACUUGGAGUGUGCAGCUCAGCAGUCCAGGAUUUCCAGCCCACUAGCAGGAGUGCAGCCUUGGCGAGGGGCACAGGACCCAGCCUGCCCCAGCCCACUGCUGCCGGAGUCUCCUGUAAGCGCCUCAUCCUCCAGCCAGCCUUGGACUGAGGGAUACCUGCAGCUAUGCUCCGCUUUGCAUGCAUCCUGGUACUCUUGGGAGCUAGCAUCAUAGAAACAGUUGGAAUUUCAAGAGGUGGCCAUCUAUACUGGGAGCCCCAGUGCCAGCAGCCAGUGCCUAAGGGUAUGUCCACCACUGUGGUCCUGCCCCCACACCUCAGAGGAACCUGGAUCUCCACUAGCUGCGAGGUACGUCCAGGGCCAGAAUUCCUCACCCGCUCCUACACCUUCUAUUCCAACCGUCUCUUCCGAGCCUAUCAGUUCUACUACAGGGACCCCUCCUGCCAGGAGCCUGCCCACUCACUGCUCAUCAAGGGCAAAGUCCAUCUGCGCCGGGCCUCCUGGAUCACCCAGGGUGCCACCGAGGCCGACUACCAUCUUCACAAGGUGGGCAUGGUCUUCCACAGCCACCAUGCCCUUCUCAACAUUGUCAGGCUCCUCAACCAGACCCAGGCUGGCCAGGACUGUACAGGACGGCUGCCCCCAGACAGGGCCUGGCUGCCAGGGACACUGUAUGAGCUGCUGAGCUCCCCGGUACCAGGUGACUGCAUGGCCGCACUGGGCUUCAGCAUGCAUGAACUCAGUCUGCUCCGCCUGCAGUAUCACAUGCAACAGCUGCCUGGGGAGGCACCCCAUCUAGUCAAGGAGUUGUUCCUUGGGGACAUCCACACCGACUGGGCAGAGAGGCAGCACUACCGUCCCACUGGCUACCAGUGCCCCCUGCAAAGUGUUCUGCACCACACUUGGCCCUGCCUGGCCUGCAGUCACAUUGCCUACUCCGACGAGCACCACCCACCUGUGCUGCCUUCCCGGCCAGCUCUGCCACUGCACCUGGGUGGUCACUGGGUCAGCACGGGCUGCGAGACAAGGCCUGCUGUGUUGUUCCUCACUCGGCUCUUCACCUUCGAUGACCACAACCGCUCCUGGGAAGGGCACUACCACCAUUUCUCUGAUCCCGCUUGCCGCCAGCCCACCUUCACCGUGUUUGCAACUGGCCACUACUCCGGAGGCACCCCAUCCCCCAGGGUCCACGGUGGCACUGAACUGGUGUUUGAGGUGACACGGGCUUAUGUGACCCCCAUGAACCAGGUCACUACAGCCAUACUCAACUUCUCCAAACCAAGCAGCUGUGGAGGCCCAGGGGUCUGGUCAGUAGGCAUGGAGAGGGAUGUCACAGCCACCAACGGAUGCCUCCCAUUGGGUAUAAAGCUUCCACAUAUAGAGUAUGAGCUGUUCAGAAUGGAACAAGACCCCCAUGGGCAAAGCCUGCUUUUCACUGGGCAGAGGCCCACAGACGGGUCCAGUCCCGACACUCCUGAGAAGCGCCCCACCUCCUUCCAGGCACCCCUGGUGCUCUGCAAGAGGCAGGUCCAAAGGACCCCCAGGCUCUCACAGCACAGGCUUCCAAUGCAGAACCCCCCCACUGGGUGGGCACCAGAUCUUCCUGUCAUGCCACUCCCCAUACUACUCCUGGUUCAAGGCCUGGCCCCCUUUGGGUUGCUAUGACAUCAGUCUUUGACUUCCAGGUGGCCCAUUGGGCACUGUGUGGCCCUGCAGAUGCCCAUCUGGCUCUCUGCUGUUGUACUGCCGCAGGGGAAAGAAUAGCCUUCUCCACUGCUCUGCUUUGGAUGGACAUAUGGUUCAGCCUGUCUGUGCUUGAGUCCACGGAACUCAAGAGUACUGCAAAGCCAGGGGUCCCAGACCACAGGCCUGGAUGUGGCUGCAAAAUCUGCUGUUUCUAAAACCCUCCUGCUAGUUUUAAUCCUGUCAUUGUGGUUGGUGUUAGCCUCCUUGCCCUUCCCUGCCUGGGGUGUUGAGACAGGGAGGAUGUCCUAUGAUGGUGUUCAAGGAUGCUUCCUGCCGCUUGGCCAGGUUCUGGGUUGUGGUGUAGAGAUCAUUAAUUUGAAUUUAGCAAUACAAACUCAGCCAGGGCAUGAAUUAAAGAUGCCACUUGGGGCUUUCAGACUGUCUCAGUUCUCUGGCAGAGGGCUUGUCUCUCCGGGGGCAGUCAGCUUUCUUGAGUUCUGCCUGUUGGCGUCUUUGGAAACCUGCUUGUGCUUCUUGAUCAGACCUCAUGCUGGCAACACAGCACAUGGGUAAAUCCGGUCCCCCAGGGCCACAGAGCACGAAAAGAGGGCUCGAUCUGAGCUGAGACCUUGGCCUUUCCCUGCAGCCUGUGGCCUCUAAGUCUCCUGCGCCCACGCAUGGUGCCCACAAGCUCAGGGCUAGCCAAGCGGGGCGCAGUCCACGGAGGAAAGCGCAUUUCUGCCUUUGGAAACUAAUUAAUACUAAUGAUGGCUGCAGCACGAUGUGCUCUGUAAUUAGCCCCGAAUAUUCUUCCAGAAGCCUCUUCUGUCGACAGACAGGGAUGGGGAGGCCACCAGGCUACACAGCAACAUCUGGAGGUAGGACCCAGCAAGCCUGACCUCCCCAAGUCCCCACACUGUGACACUAAUAUGUCAAGUUCUUGUCUGCUGGGGGCAGGCUGUCAUCACGGUGGGGACCCUGCUCAUAGGCCUAGGGCCUCAUCUGCACACUGAGAGAUUAACUGGAGUCCUGAUGGGCUCAAGGGUUUUCAGGACUGUGAGCAACUUGUUCCCAGUUCCUUCCUCUUCCCACCAUGCCUCUUAUCGCAGAUCUUGAACAAUCCUAUAUGAGGCUAAUGAUGCAUACAGAGGAAAGCCCUUGGCCUCCCUGAGACUGUGUGGGGGCUCAAUCAGUCCAAGAAGAUUGUUCUGACUUAUUAUCCAGUCUUCUCAAAAAAAAAAAAAAAGCACCAAGUUAAUAUUCUCUGUGGGUCUCAGACAGCUACAAGUGAUCCUGGCAUAUUUACUAAAGUACAAGAAAUAAUUAGAUUAUUUACAGUCUUGGGCUACAUGGCAGUGAGGAGGGAGCUAACAUGUAGGGAUGGCAGUAGGUGCCGAGAACACAGCCAUGACUGAGCGGGCCUUCUAUCAGAAGUUUGAAGCAGCCAAGCUGAUGUUCAGCAUCAAAUUCAAAUCUUUUAAUAAAG
This is a messenger RNA of Alexandromys fortis (reed vole), 3463 nucleotides long. It is a transcript of the gene Apcdd1l, whose product is annotated as APC down-regulated 1 like. Gene Ontology annotation, cellular component: plasma membrane. Bases 457 to 1956 code for a protein of 499 amino acids. The record is from RefSeq and is a predicted model, not a curated record. Gene Ontology annotation, molecular function: Wnt-protein binding. NCBI's taxonomy places the organism in Eukaryota, Metazoa, Chordata, Mammalia, Rodentia, Cricetidae. Gene Ontology annotation, biological process: negative regulation of Wnt signaling pathway. The transcript is spliced from 4 exons.